AUGAUAGUGUGCGUGGGCAUCGUGGGCCAGGCGAACAACCCGCUGUACCUGCAGAGCUUUUUGGAGGCGGACGAUCCGCUCAAGUUCCACUUUAUUGUGCACUGCUCACUAGACGUCAUCGAUGAGCGUGUGUCGACACCUCGCAGGGGGGGUGCCAAUGAGCCGUAUCUAGGCUUGCUCUAUCCCACAGAAGAUUAUAGAGUGUAUGGCUAUGUGAGCAACACGCAGAUUAAGUUCAUAAUAGUCGUUGAUGGUCUUGAUCUGAGGGAGAGCGACAUAAGAAAUUUCUUCAAGCGGCUUCAUUCAGCAUAUGUUGAUGCCACCUCAAAUCCCUUCCAUCUGUCGGUUGCUGCAGCUCCCCCAACCUCUCCUCAAUUCAAUUUCUACCGCCACCUCACCAUGUCGACCUCGCCGAGCAGCACUCAGCCCGCGCAACAGAGCUUGCUGGCGAAGAAGAUGGUCAUGGGUGGCAGUGUAGUGCUGUGGAUCGUUUUGAGCUUCUCCGUUAUCAUCUUCAACAAGUACAUCCUCGACCGGCGACUGCUCAACUGGCCGUUCCCCAUCAGCCUGACGAUGAUCCACAUGGCCUUCUGCUCGUCGCUCGCCUUCCUGCUCGUCAACGUCUUCCGCGUCGUGCAGCCGCUGCCCGGCGGCCUCAAGCCCGACACCUACUUCACGAGCGUCGUGCCCAUCGGCGCGCUUUACGCGCUCAGCCUGUGGUUCUCCAACUCGGCGUACAUCUACCUCUCCGUCUCCUUCAUCCAGAUGCUCAAAGCGCUCAUGCCCGUCGCCGUCUACCUGCUCGGCGUCGCCUUCCGCAAGGACGCCUUCCGCGCCGCCACCUUCUCCAACAUGAUGCUCAUCUCGUUCGGCGUCGCCAUCAGCGCGUGGAGCGAGGCCAACUUCAACGCCACGGGCGUGCUGCUGCAGCUCACGGCCGUGGCGUUCGAGGCGACGCGCCUGGUCCUCAUCCAGAUUCUGCUCACCUCCAAGGGCAUCUCGCUCAACCCCAUUACCAGCCUAUACUACAUCUCGCCCGUCUGCCUGCUCUUCCUCUCCGUGCCCUGGUUCCUCGUCGAGUUCCCCAAGCUCGUCCCGGUCUUGGCGGCCGGCGCGCACCCGAGCGUACUCGUGUUCGGCGUCAACUGCUUGUGCGCGUUCGCGCUGAACCUGUCGGUGUUCCUGCUGAUCGGCAAGACGUCGGCGCUGACGAUGAAUGUGGCGGGUAUCAUCAAGGACUGGCUGCUCAUCGCCUUCUCCUGGUCUGUCAUUGCCGAUAAAAUCACCACCUUCAACCUGCUCGGCUACCUGCUCGCGUUCGCGGGCGUGUGCUGGUACAACCACGUCAAGAUGCAGGAGAUGAACGCCAAGGAAGCAGCCAAGAAGCAGGCACAACAAACGGACGAGGAGGCAGGACUGCUGGAGGCCUCCAGAGAAGCUCAAAAGUAG
Messenger RNA from Closterium sp. Naga37s-1, 1449 nucleotides. The record is from the annotation of a GenBank genome assembly. NCBI's taxonomy places the organism in Eukaryota, Viridiplantae, Streptophyta, Zygnematophyceae, Desmidiales, Closteriaceae.